This is a messenger RNA of Pterocles gutturalis (yellow-throated sandgrouse), 1521 nucleotides long. RefSeq names its product coilin (gene COIL). The transcript is spliced from 6 exons. The record is from RefSeq and is a predicted model, not a curated record. Gene Ontology annotation, biological process: spliceosomal snRNP assembly. Gene Ontology annotation, molecular function: U1 snRNA binding; U2 snRNA binding. Lineage: Eukaryota; Metazoa; Chordata; Aves; Pterocliformes; Pteroclidae. The annotation marks the transcript as partial. Gene Ontology annotation, cellular component: Cajal body.
GGAAGAGGCCUCUGUAGAUAUUUGGGACUCUCAAAAAGCAUACAAGAAAAGAAAAAGAAAGGAAGAAGUUAGUGAAAGAAAUAGACUCACAGAAGGUAAGGAAGAGAGCUCUCCUGAACAAUCUAAAAAGCUUAAAAAAACAGAGAGGGAGAAACAGUUGGCAACAAAAAAGAAGGCUGGAAAGCUGACAAAGGCUGCUGCAGCAAACAUGGCUUUAGAACAGGCAAAUAAGAGCUCUUCUCUAAAUUCUGGUAAAAAUAACACCAAAAAAAUCACAACACAGUCCAGAAAAAAAAUUGUGGGAUCUUCAGAUUCCUCCAGCACAUCGUCUGACAGUGACAGCAGUAAAUUAAAUGUAAAGCAAAAUAAAUCUUCCCGUAAACCUGUAAUGGCAACGCUUUCCAAAGACAAAUGCCAAACUGCUGCGAAUUCUGAUGUGAAAACUGUUGUUUCUCAUAAAGUGACUUUGAAGUCUAAUGCUGAAAAUUCCACUAAGACUGCAAUUAGUAGAAAUGCUAAAAAAUCCCAGUCCUCUAGUUCAGAUUCUGACUCGAGUACAGAGGAUGAGGAAGUGGCAACAGCACAAGACAGUACUGCAAAGGAAAAGUCAACACCUAACAAUGCGGCAGCUGUAAAAACCAGUACCACCAAGGCUACCAAAGCACAGACCUCCUCUUCAGAGUCUGAUAGUUCAGAUUCAGAAACACUUGUUAUUAAAAAACCUGCAGCAAAUGCUGGACUGAGUAAUUCCGUAGUAAGAAACUGUACUAAACAGUUGCCAAACAGUAUCCAAGGACCACUUGCCACCUCAGGUCGUGGAAGGGGGCGUGGAACAGGAGAGGAUAACUUCUGGAGAGGAUCUAGGGGCCAUGGGUUUCGUGGGAUGAUGAGGGGCCAAGGCCGUGGGAGAGGAGGAAGCCCUGGCUUCUUCUACAACUACAGCAGUGAAGGCCAGAAACAGAGGCAGUUAAAUGAAGCUGCAACAAACGCUUCUGUUCUUGUCCAGAAUCCUGUGGAGGUCCCUAAGAGAGACUAUAGUGUGUUACCUCUUCUAGCUGCUCCACCACAAGUGGGAGAAAGAAUUGCCUUUAAGCGCUUGGAACUAACUGAAAAUUACAGUCCUGAAGUUUCAGACUAUAAGGAGGGAAAAAUAAUCAGUUGGAAUGCUGAUAACAAACAGAUUGAGCUUGAGAUCCUUUCAUCAUCAGCAGGACAAAUUGCUAAAGAGCCAGGAAAAUUUGACCUGGUUUACCAGUCUGCAGAUGGAGCAGAACUGAUAGAGUACGCUGUUCCUCAGGAUACAAAGAUAACGGAAAGUUGGGAUGCACUGAUAGAGCCAAGGCUGAUUGUUGAGCCUCCAGUUAACGGAUCCAGCAUUGGAAAUGGAACGAUGUGAGAUGUGAACAAAUGUAAAUAAUUGUAUGGACUUGUUUUGUGAAAUAUUGCCUUCUAGUUUUGAGGGCAGCAGAUGCACUGGUGGAUAUUUUUAAUAAAUCCUUUCAAAAAGAACCUACGCUAAAA